AUGGACAGUGAUAGGACAAGCAACAACACCCUGUCAGAUGGUGCUAGAAAUGGUAUACGAAGAGCUCGGCCUUUACACGGGAGAACAAGUGGCCCAACACGGCGUUCCACAAAGGGACAAUGGACUGCGGAAGAGGAUGAGAUAUUGCGAGUGGCCGUGCAACAGUUCAAAGGAAAAAAUUGGAAAAAGAUAGCGGAACGUUUCAAGGACCGAACAGAUGUGCAGUGCUUACAUAGGUGGCAGAAAGUUCUCAAUCCAGAUCUCGUUAAAGGUCCAUGGUCUAAAGAGGAGGAUGAAAUAAUAAUUGAAAUGGUGAAGAGAUAUGGGCCCAAAAAGUGGUCUACUAUUGCACAGCACCUUCCUGGUCGUAUAGGAAAGCAAUGCCGAGAAAGGUGGCACAAUCAUCUGAAUCCCAACAUAAACAAAGAACCCUGGACACAAGAUGAGGAGUUGGAUUUGAUUCGUGCCCAUCAAAUUCACGGCAACAAGUGGGCAGAGUUAACCAAGUUUUUACCUGGAAGAACGGACAAUGCAAUAAAAAAUCAUUGGAAUAGUUCGGUCAAGAAGAAACUGGACAUGUAUUUGGCUUCGGGAUUGCUCUCUCAGUGCCAAGGUCUUCCGCUCGUCCCACAUCAGUCAGCAGCUGCUUCAUCCUCCCUGAAGGCUCCACAAAGCAGUGAAGAUGAUAGUGUCGUUAAAUGCGGACUGGAAUUAGAGGAAGCAUCUGAGUGCAGUCAAUCUUCAGCUUUCGUUUUCACCUCAAUAUCUAGGCCAACUAAUAAUAAGACAGUAGCACCACAAACAAAUGCUGCAACUGAGGAAUUGAACUCAAUUCCAAGCUCAGGAGAUUACCAUCCUCCGUUUCAAGAAGAUGUGUUUGCCGAACAAUUUCCUGAAAGUGGGUUAUCUCUGGAUUGGGGUGCUUUCAUGGGGAAAAACUGGCAAUUUAAUCCUAAUGAGUUACCAGACAUGACAUUGCUUGACCUGGGGCAAGAUUCUGGAAUGUUCUUGAGUAAUAACCGCGAGGCAUUACCAUUACCUCCACAAGAACCUUCUGUGUACCCCGAGGCUGACCAUGGAGGAUCCUGCCCGCCAGAAGAUAUUAUUAAAGACGUCGAGAUAAAUGAAGACACGACUUUCGGGCCACAAUCGUUUUACCUGCCACCCGAUUUGCUGGCCAGUUCUUCUUUCACUCAGUCUGUCCCGUUUCCCGAUCAAAUUCCUCUGCCCGAUGAGACACUUGCGUUCAGCAACAAUCCAAAUCCGUAUAACUCUUCGAACGAGAAUGCCGAUAAUAAUAUUAUACCCGAUGGAUUUAUCUGCCCCAAGGACUCAGAUAACAACUCCAAUAAUGAGCUCAAAGAGUCGCCCAAACUCGUCCCCGCCAAUGAUUUUUUCCUGCCACCACCGAAGGAUGAGCAAAAAGAAGAUGAGCCAAAGGACUCGGGGGGGAGCCUAUUUUACGAGCCGCCACGUUUUCCGAGCUUGGACAUACCAUUCUUCAGCUGCGACCUCGUGCCACCUGGUGGCGACACACAUCUGGAGUACAGUCCGCUCGGCCUCCGCCAUGUAAUGGCUUCCUUUCGGAUGUGGGACUCUCCAUCUAGGGAUGAGAAUGGUUGUUUUAGUCCGGAUGCAGUUUUAAAGAGUGCUGCCCGGACUUUUACUGGCACGCCCUCGAUUCUGAAGAAGAGGCACCGGGACUUGGUGUCCCCCUUAUCUGAAAAAAGGGUUGAGAAGAAGCAGGAGCAAUUUUCUUCGGGCUUGGAUGGGAAUUUCUCUCGACUAGAGGCUAUGUUCGAUGAGUGCAUGGGUAAAGAAAAUGUGGGCCCUGAUGGAGUAGAGUGUUUGGAUGAGAGAGUUGAAAAGACUGCAUUAACCGGUGUACGGAAAACGGGUGGGGAGGAUAAUGAUGCACUGGAAACGGCGAACGAGUUUUCUGGAAUCCUUGUUGAGCAGAAUAUGAAUGACAUGACAUUCUUUUCCCCUGAUCGUUUUGGCAAGGCUGAUAGAUCUAUUGAUCUAAUAAGUGCCCGAGCUCUCGGGAAACAAAAUACCAGAAGAAUGGACUCGGGUUUUUCUGUCCUUUGUUCUCCUCGAGUGUGUGCCAAGGACGACGGGACCAAUUUGAUCAUAGCUACAACAUCUCUUCAAUCCACAAGUCCCGGGAAGAAAGUCGAAACUUCGGGCAAAGGCGUAGCUUCCGAAAACAAUAAUGGUGGCAUAUUCAUAGACACACCAUUCAAGAGGAGUAUUGAAUCUCCCUCAGCUUGGAAGUCCCCUUGGUUUCUCAACACUUUUGUUCAAGGCCCCAGAGUCGAUACAGAUAUAACAAUCGAGGACAUUGGCUACUUCCUGAGCCCUGGGGACAGGAGUUAUGAUGCGCUCGGGUUAAUGAAGCAGUUAGGAGAGCAGACUGCCGAAGCAUUUGUCGAUGCCCAGAAUGUUUUGGGAGAAGAAACUCCCGAAACAAUAAUGAAGGGAAAAUGCUUCGUGGACCGAAAAGCAGCAGACAAGGAGAAUCAUUGCAGCCCGAGCUCUAACCGAGAUCUUCCCAUUUCAGCUUCCACUUUUACGGAAAGGCGAACACUCGACUUUAGUGAAUGUGGGACGCCCGGAAAGGAAACCGAGAAGGUGUCGAGCGGAGUAAGUUUCUCGAGUUCGUCUGAGUAUUUGUUGAAAGGUUGCAGGUAG
Striga hermonthica is the source of this 2694-nucleotide messenger RNA. The record is from the annotation of a GenBank genome assembly. NCBI's taxonomy places the organism in Eukaryota, Viridiplantae, Streptophyta, Magnoliopsida, Lamiales, Orobanchaceae.